Molecule: messenger RNA, 2442 nt
Organism: Symbiodinium natans
Lineage: Eukaryota; Dinophyceae; Suessiales; Symbiodiniaceae
Source: the annotation of a GenBank genome assembly
AUGGUUGCUCUAUGCUUGUUCUGCUUGUGUUUUGAGCAGUGGAUCUCAGGCAAAUAUCCGAUCUUCAAGGUGAAGCGAGUCAGCUUGAGCUUCAGUGGGGCUUCCGUUUUCUUCAUGACACCCAUGCGGGACGGCAAUGUUCCAAUGCCUGCAUCGGUUCUGAAGUUCGAUUCCAAGGAGUGUUGCUUGGAGGCACCAGAUGGAAAAGACCAACAAGUACAGGAUGCUCUUUGGUUCGACGACGCCUCAGGCGUGAAGGACUACGUUCUGGUGGAUACGAAGGAUCCAUCCUCCGUGAUGCAGAUCGACCUCUGCGGCGGCGUCUUCGGGCUCCCGGAGUUUGCAAAGGCACCGCCGGUGCAUACCUUUGCCUCCAUCUUGGAGGAGGAGCUCAAAGAGGUAAGCAUGUCGGUGGACAUCAUUCCUAUCAUCAAUGAGGCGCUGGAGAGGCGGAUGUACCAUUUCACCAUGUCAGAUCGCAAGGUUAGCACUCUAUCGUUGGCGGACUCCUACAAGAUCGUGCGGUUUGUGGGCCACGGUAUCCUCAAUCGAGCCAAGGAGGGUGCAAAGCGUGCGGCAAAGUCGCCGGCAUUGGCAGCCGGAUUCCAGAAUCCCGUGGAGGUGGACGACCUGGAUCCAGAAGGCAAGAUCAUCCAAGAGCUUUGUGGUCGGAAGCAGACCGUGCGAGAUAUGUUCCAAAAGUUUUCGGGUAUGGAAUCGAAGCUCUCAGAGCACUUCAAGAGGCCUGUGGUGGUCGGUUUGUGCCACAAUGACCUGCACGGCGGGAACCUUCUCGUUGAUUCACAGGGUCUUGUGUGGCUGAUUGACUUUGCUACAGUGGAGUCGGGCAAACACGUGCUGAUGGACCUGUCGAAGUUCCUCUCCGCAUGCGCCUUUAUGUACUUGCAGGACUCUGUCAAUGAGAAGGGCAUUCAGGCCAUCGCCAAGAUCCUGUUCACGACCCCGGAUGCGACAACCGAUCUACCGUCGGCACUGAUGGACGAAGUGAAGGACGACCCUGUUGCCAGGCUGUUCUAUCAGAUCAUGGUGCGAAUUCGCCACUGCAUGUGCCUAUACGAAAGUGGUCCUGGUUCACCAGGGAACGAUGGUUCCCCUUUUGCGAUUGCGCUCUCAGCAUGGUCGGCCCGAAUGCAGAGCUACAGUGAGCCAUCCUUGCACCAGAAGACGAGAGCAUUGUACUGGGCGGUCGCCGGUGUCCAGCGCCUCUUGUGGCAGAUGAAGGAAGACAUCGGUCCAACAGCUUCGAAGUGGAUCGAGGCAGGGCCACGUCGCUUGGUGGAGUUCGCAGGCUUUGAGGUGGCCUCCGACCCCUCUGUCAUGGGACAUCACGGUGACAUCACGUUAUCAUGUGAGCAUGCUAGACAAGUCGCAAGCAGUGACAACUUUGUGGGGCCCCAGAACCCGCCGAGCUUGAUUGCAGGAGUCCUGCUCCAGCUUAUGUUUGAGCUCGAGUUUCAGACGUACUGCGCCCAAGCCGGGGCUUCAGAGGCAUGGACGACCGAUAUCCUCACACGUGAGAAAGUGAACGUCACCGAGCAUUGCGUUGAGCUUGCACUGAAGUUCGUGGGUUCGCUGAACACUCGUCUCAUUCUCCUUCCUGACAAGGCCAAGACGCUGUGGACGAAGAUCACGAAGGUGUACAAACAGUUUGCCCCAGAUUUACUGACUCUGGAGCUUUUCUGUGGUCGGACCUUGGUGGUCGGUGACGGUGGAACGGGCAAGUCCGUCUUGACGAAGCAGCUUCUGGCCGAGGUCGCCCAGAUGGAGGUCGGGACCAUUCACGAGCGUGCAGAUGCGGAGCGAAAGGGUCCCAGAGACGAAGGGAGGGCAACGAAGUCCAAGCCGGUCCCUCGCGCGCCGUACCAAGUUAUGGUCCCGCUCCGGGUGCCAUUGGUGGAUUUGGCGCGACAGCUGCAAGAGUCCCCAGACAUGGGCGUUGACCCCGACGUGCUGAAUGAUCUCCUGGCCGUGUGGAUGGCUCGGAAGUACGGCGGGGAUUCAACCUUGGUGCAGCUCAUCACACAGGUUCGUCAAGCAAGCCACGAAGCAGCGGAUGAAGAGGAGGCAGGCGUAGCAGACAACAAUGACAUCCUGGGCUUGUUCGUGCUCCUGGAUGGUUUGGAUGAGGCUGCAGCAGAACGAACCAACAUCCUUCUCUUCAUCACGUCCCUGCUGGAGGCAGAGCCUUGCCACUUUCCCUUGCUGACCGCACGGCCGGGGGUGCUGGGAUUUGCAGAGAAGGAGAAGCUUGCGGCCAACGGCUUUAUCGGGUGCCUCAUGUCAAAGCUGCCCCCAUUAAAAGCGAUCAUCGAGAACCCGGCCUAUGCAGGGCUGACUGGCAAUCCCAUGUGCUUGACUCUGCUCACACACGUCUUGCGCAAGUCCCUAAAGGAGAAUGGGCUGGCAGUCAAAAUCGCUCUU